Lodderomyces beijingensis is the source of this 2742-nucleotide messenger RNA. The record is from the annotation of a GenBank genome assembly. Lineage: Eukaryota; Fungi; Ascomycota; Pichiomycetes; Serinales; Debaryomycetaceae.
AUGUCGAUAGAGCUAAGAGAGGGUCUAGCAGACCAGUCGCUAGAUCAAGUGCUAGAGGACUUGCUAGUGCGGUUUGUUGUGAACGUGCCCGAGGAGGACUUGUCGUCAAUUGAAAGGAUAUUCUUUCAAGUGGAAGAAGCCCAUUGGUUCUACUUGGACUUUGUUCGACAGUUGAACCCCAGCUUGCCCGCAUUGAAAAUGAAGAAUUUUUCAGCGAGAUUGUUGGAGAAAUGCCCCAUAAUAUGGAAGUGGGGCGAUCCGGUGGACGCUCUUGCCAGAUUUGGGAAGUACAAGAGCACCAUCCCCGUGCGGGGCGUCGCUUUGUUCAAUCCCGAUUUGACGAAAGUGCUAUUGGUCAAGGGCACCGAGUCCAACGCCUGGUCGUUCCCUCGAGGAAAGAUAUCCAAGGACGAGAGCGAUAUCGACUGCGCGGUGAGAGAGGUGGAGGAGGAAAUCGGGUUCAACUGCAGGGACUAUAUCGACGAAAACGACUACGUUGAGCGCACGAUUAGAGGCAAGAACUACAAGAUUUACCUUGUUAAAAAUGUUCCCGAGGAUACAAUUUUUGAGCCAGUGGCCCGGUUUGAGAUUUCCGAGAUCAAAUGGUUUAGUGUCAAGAACUUGCCGAAAAAGAUCAAGGCCAACUCGAAUAGCUACUUCAUCAUUGGAACCAUCAUGAAGGCCGUCUUGGAGUGGAUCAGCAAAUGCCAGGGCAUGAGAAACGAAGAAGAGACAAUCAAACGCAUGGAGAUUAAAUUGAAAGAGCUUAUGGGGAUCAACAAACCGCAUCCUCAAAAGGGGCCCGAUGCCGGCCGAGAGUUGUUGAAUAUCUUGCAACGCGUCGAUCCUAGUUUGGCUGGCGAUGCAGCUGGGGCCCAGCCUGCUUCCGGCCACGUUUCGAGCCAAAUUCCAAUCCCUUCCACUCAUGCCAACAUGGGACAGUACCAAUCGAGUCGGCACGCACUCACCAACAAUUUACAACCAAUCCACUUUCCCGGUUACGAGAAUGCAACCGCAUUUCACCACCACCACCACCAUCCAGCGCACUAUAAUCAGCAACUAGAGCCGCCAAACCCCGAGAAAUUGCAGAAGCCACACACAAACUCAAAGGAGCUUUUGUCUAUACUAAGGACCAAGAUGCACACCAAAAGCGAAGUGGACCAUCUUGUUAAAAAGAAGACCACCGAUACAGGAAAUAUCCGGUCGAAAGCCCAGGAGUUGUUGAGUGUGUUUCCAAAGAAAUUGCAAGGCGCCAAUGCUCCAGCACCUCAGGGCGCAGCGAAUGGCCAGCAGUCCGAUUUGGCCAAAACGCGUCCCACAAAGAUUCUUGAGAAAACUCAAAUACGAGCUACAAUACCAAAAGCAGGAUCUGCACUGCCAGACAUUUUUUUGCUGCUGCAACAACAGCAACAGCAACAACAACCCCCAAGGUCUUCGCUGCUGCGCCAACAACCCUCAAACGAAAUUGAGGAGUCUAUUAGAUCGUCUUACCAAAGACAGCCCACAGCGGGGAAAAAGAUUAAAUUACUCAAACGUUCAGAUAAUCCAGCUAAUCUACUGGACGUGCUCGGUCCUAAAAAAGAAGCACCCAGUGCGGAGUCGGCAACUGUAGGCCAAGAUCCUGUUCCCGAAGCAGCAAAGGUGAAUGACGAGGUGAAACAGGCGCAGCUAUCGCCAGCCACCAGUCAGCAGGCAAAACAAGUUUUCCAACCGCCAGCCACCAGUCAGCAGGCACAACCGAACGACGCAGCAUCCAAGGAGAUACUAGGAUUCUUGGGCAAACCCACCGCGCCUUCUUCCACUGCUCCAAUUCCCAACGAGCGCAAACUUUCAAACGGGUUCCUCGGUUUACUACGUAAAGAAUCGAGCGAUUCCAAUGCCAACGAAACCUCGCACAUUGUUUCUCCAACCAGAGACUUUUUGAGUCUCCUCCGCAAACCUGCUGCCACCGCCGAAGACGGCUCACAAAGACCACCGCCGCCACCACCGGCAACAGCAGCUCUUCGAACUAGUGAAUCGACAAUAUCCACCACGGCGCAGAUACAAGGCUCGAGUGAAACUCAAAACGCAAACCCCAAAUCGCAGCAGUCGACGUCGUCCAAUUCGGCAAAUAGAUUGAUGGGAUUAUUGGGGAGAAAACCGGCCGUUGUCAGCCCGACGGCUCCUGCCGAUGUCGCGACUCAAAGUCAAAAUCAAAUUCAAAGUCAAGCUGCACAUCAAGCUGCUGAUUGGAGUCACCAGUCCAAAUACGACCAAUUUAGUGCUCCUGCUCCUUUCACUAAUGUUCCACUUCAAGCUAGCAGUGGCGAUUCUACCAGCAAUAUUGCAACAGCCAACAACACUAUAGCGUCCCCACUUUCAGACAUUUGGGCUCAUAAUAAGACCCACACGGAUACAGAUUUCCAUUCUCGUCCAAUAGACCUUGGUUUGGGCCAACCGCAACCAUUGGCACACAACAUUUUGGACCAUUUAAAAUUUGGAAGCGGCCGACAACCACAACAACCACCACAACACCAACACCACCCCAGCGCCAUUUCCAGUGGGUUGGCUCCUGGCGUUUCAAGCAACACACCAUCUGCUGAACCUGAACCUGAACCUGAGCCGGAACCAGCCGAUCAGUUUGAGAAUUUUGAAGAUUUUGAAAACUUCGAGGACUUUGGUCACCAGUAUGAUUUCGAUGAUGAUGAUGACCCCUUACCGAAGACAUACAAGAAUUUCGACAUUGGAAGCGAUGAUGAAUAA